Theileria annulata is the source of this 1803-nucleotide messenger RNA. Its product is annotated as signal recognition particle (SRP), 68-kDa subunit, putative. Bases 1 to 1803 code for a protein of 600 amino acids. Gene Ontology annotation, molecular function: endoplasmic reticulum signal sequence receptor activity; 7S RNA binding; signal recognition particle binding. The transcript has 7 exons. The record is from RefSeq and is a predicted model, not a curated record. Gene Ontology annotation, biological process: SRP-dependent cotranslational protein targeting to membrane. Lineage: Eukaryota; Apicomplexa; Aconoidasida; Piroplasmida; Theileriidae. Gene Ontology annotation, cellular component: signal recognition particle, endoplasmic reticulum targeting.
AUGGAUAAUCCAGAAGUUACUCCUCCAAAUUUAAGUGAAAAUUUAACUCCAACUAACGAGGUUAACGGAGUUUCUCGUCUUUUGAAAUUUCCAGUUUUGGACUACGUUAAUGAAGUACGAUUUAAACGUGGUAUAAAGCUUGAAGAAUAUGGCCGUUUUCGAAAAUAUUGCUCCAGAAAAUUACACCAGUUAAGAAAACAGUUUAAGUCCGUACCUAACAAAAGUGGAAAAUACAUACACGAAGAAUUCCCAGAAGUCUUGAAUGAUAAUAGGUUAGUUAAUUUGAUAUUUGUAUAUUUAAUUAUUAGGUACCUGGAAAUUGUCACCCUAAGGUGCGAAAGAGCAUGGAGUUACGCCAUGGAUUUGAAAUCUAAAUGUGAAACUUCUACACUAAAAAAUAACCGCGGAAGACACUAUUAUAUGCGUAAAUUCGGAAAAGCAUACCGUCUCUCAGUGCUUCUUGAAGACUAUAGUAAAAAAUUCGCAGAUAACAGCACUAUUAGUGCAUCUAAGUUGUAUCAUAAUUUUUUUGAGGGCGUUUUGAGGUACGAACAAGGAAGGUACGAGGAGGGGUAUUCAUGUUUGACGACAUACUCAUCAGUAAUUGAACAAAAGAUAAGAACAACAGCUGGGUUGCCUCAAUGUGAGUGGUAUAACUCACAACUGACCCAGUUAAAUGCAAUCAUUAAGAUGUGCACAUUCCACAUGAAGGUCAUGGGUAAAGUAGUGUCAACCCCAACCCUGAGCCAUCAGACAGAAGAUGCCAACGCAGAGCUAAUACAAGUUAAAACUCCAGAAGAAAAUCACUUUGUCGUACAUUGUAAAGGAGUGGCGGUUCCAUUACAGUCCCAGUUAUUGCCCCAAAAAAUUCUCUACGCUUUGAAUUCAAUCGAUAAACUCUCCAUAACGGACACAAUCCUUACAUCACUUUGCGACUCAACAGAUAUCCCAAAUGUCUUAAGAGAACAUAUUUCCUCGAAAUUAACAAAAGAACAACUGCUUAACAACUAUGAAGAGGUUACAGUUCUGUUCAACGAAUGUGUAGAUGACGUUUGCUCUGAAUUGAUGUUUAAUACCGACGGACAAGAUCAGCUCCGUAAACUUGAAGAUACGUUGCACGCAAUGAAGUCACUCCUCCAAGUGGAGAAGCAUGUUAUACUUGAAAUCUUCUGUCUGUACGGUUUAUGUUACAAUGGUGAGUUUAUUAUACCAUAUUCAUGUUUAGAGAACCGAACUCCAGUGCCCGAUUCUAGCGAAGGAAUCAGAUAUGCAAAUAUGUUGAAGCAGCAGUUAACAAAUCUUGUUGAUGACCCUAACUUUGGCACAGUGUUUCUGGUACCAAAAGAGAUUGUGAGGACUGUAAACGCGCUCCUCCUGAGCAUUCACUGCUUUAGGAAGGAGGAAUUCAACGAAGGAAUGUCGCUCAUUAACUGGGCAAACUCUAGGUCACUAAUGGAUAUUAGUCUUCCCGAAAAACAGAAGAAUCGACUCCUGUGGAGGUGUUUGUUCAGUUUUAAAACCCUCCAGAGUAUUUGUAACCUCGUUUGUAAGAAAUUUUACCAAAGGUUACUGGUGCUUUUCGCCAGGAAAAAUCUACCUAAGGACGCUGAAAAUGAAGAUAACAUUUUGGACAUUUUCGGUAUUGAAAGGGACCUCGUUUACUGUAGGCCAUUGCUCUUUGACCUCGCAUUCAUAUACUACCAGCCCCCAGAACUAGAAACUGGAUCCAGAUUUAAAGGUAAGAAUAGUCUAAUAAAUUACGCCUCAGGAGUGAGGAAUAUGUUGUCAUCUCUUUGGAACUGA